GCCGCACGCUCUUUCCACUGUACCCAGGGUGCAGUGCGGCACGGAGGAGGGCAUUUUGUGGUGAGGGAGUGAAAGCGGAGGGGUUAGCAGGAAGGAGAGAACACAAGAUGGCGGCCUAAGGAAGAAGCGGAGGGGCUGCGGCUGUGACUCAGGGAGGGAACCCCACAAAUAAACCUGGCAGUACUGGCUCCGGGAGGCUCGACAGAGCCGUACAUCGCUCAGAAACCGUGAAGGGAGCGGGGAGCUCGCCGAUUGAAGACACACAGAGAGCCCUCCUCCCUGCCCUCCGGGACCUGGGCAGCGCCAUCGGCCCCUUUCUCAUCGGGGUUUCAGUGCCAUUCCAGCACGGGCUCUAACCAGACUCAUUGUCGCCUGUAACUCUUUGCGGAUCAUGGCGAGCAGCAGCGGCUCUAAGGCCGAGUUUAUUGUCGGUGGGAAAUACAAGCUGGUGCGGAAAAUCGGAUCUGGCUCUUUUGGAGAUAUCUACCUGGCGAUUAACAUCACGAAUGGCGAGGAAGUUGCUGUAAAACUCGAGUCACAGAAAGCCCGUCACCCACAGUUGUUGUAUGAAAGUAAACUAUAUAAGAUUUUGCAAGGAGGAGUUGGCAUCCCACACAUCCGGUGGUAUGGACAAGAAAAAGAUUACAACGUUCUAGUCAUGGAUCUGCUUGGGCCAAGUCUCGAAGAUCUGUUCAAUUUUUGUUCACGCAGGUUCACAAUGAAAACUGUGCUUAUGUUAGCAGACCAGAUGAUCAGUAGAAUUGAAUAUGUACACACAAAGAAUUUUAUACACAGAGACAUCAAACCAGACAACUUUCUAAUGGGCAUUGGACGUCACUGUAAUAAGUGUUUCGAAUCUCCAGUGGGGAAGAGGAAAAGAAGCAUGACUGUUAGUACUUCUCAGGACCCAUCUUUCUCAGGAUUAAACCAGUUAUUCCUUAUAGACUUUGGUUUGGCCAAAAAGUACAGAGACAACAGAACAAGACAACACAUACCAUACAGAGAAGACAAAAACUUGACUGGCACGGCCCGCUACGCUAGUAUCAAUGCCCACUUAGGAAUUGAGCAGAGUCGUCGUGAUGAUAUGGAGUCUCUAGGAUAUGUACUAAUGUAUUUCAACAGAACUAGCCUUCCUUGGCAAGGGCUGAAGGCAGCAACCAAGAAACAGAAGUAUGAAAAGAUCAGUGAAAAGAAGAUGUCCACUCCUGUUGAAGUUUUGUGCAAGGGAUUUCCUGCAGAGUUUGCCAUGUAUCUCAAUUACUGUCGUGGAUUGCGCUUUGAGGAGGCACCAGAUUAUAUGUAUCUAAGGCAGCUCUUUCGAAUUCUGUUCAGAACCUUGAACCAUCAGUACGACUACACAUUUGACUGGACAAUGCUCAAGCAGAAGGCAGCUCAGCAAGCAGCCUCCUCCAGUGGGCAGGGCCAGCAAGCCCAAACCCCCACAGGCAAGCAAACUGACAAAUCCAAGAGUAACUUGAAAGGAUUUUGAAUUAAAAAAUAAAAGGAGCUGACAUCGCAGAUCCUGGCACGAGCUGGACCCAUCACUCCCUUAAAACCUAGAGAUUUUUAGUUCAUAUGUACACUUGACAGUUGUUGUGGGAGACCAUUUACUUGGUGUAAUACGGAACUUAAUUUCAGUCUAAACUGGCUACUAGCGGCGUCUGAUGUGCCGACUUUGUAGCUGCUGUUAAUAAUUGUGAAUAUCACUAAGAAUAGUGAAACAUGGUGUCCAGUUUUUUUAUUGCUAUUUUUCUCCCUCAUGAAAGAGUGGGACAGGUGGUUCAUUUAUCUGGCGGUUGACAGUGGUGGAAGAAAUUGUGCAUAUGCCAAUUUGUUUUGUUUUUUUUUUUUCCUAUGGUUAACCUCUUGAACCUUAACACAGCUUACUUCUGUUACUUUAGAAGAGCAACUGUGAAGUGGUUUCCUAGAGACAGUUGCGACGACCCUUGUCUAAAAAAACACAGCUCUCCAUUGUUCCUUCCUAAAUACUAUUUUUUUUUAAGUUGUACACUUAAACAUUCUUAGCCGUUGCACUGUUUGGCCUACCUGUUGUACACAUGGGUAUUCCUGCAGUAAAUGAGUAACUAGACAUUUACUUUUCCAAAUGUUUGUCACUUUGUAUGGUUGUUAUGGCGACCACAUGGCUCCAGGUUAUUAGGACCUUACUGGCGCAGCAGAUUCUCUUUUGUGGAGAAUGUUUUGGAUAUCACAAAUUACAUCCACAGCAAGCUGCCAAUUCUUGAUAAUCUGAAACCAUUAAACGUCCCUAAUUUAACCAAAGAUUGCAAUUUUAAGCAGAUCGUAUGACUGAGCUUUUCCUUGUUUUUAAAUAAAAGGAUGACUCCUUCAUUGCAGACUUGAAAACAAAAAUUAAAUUCUAGUCUUUAGGAAAUGGAAAAAUAACUUGUACAAAGCAAGCUGCAGCAUUUUUGUUUGUCACAAAUCUCGUUAACAUCCUAAAACUUAAAAGCUUGUUUAAGUGGCUUAGAAAAUGUAAUCACUGUAAACAUGAUCUGGGAUAUCUUUGUUUUUAUUUUGAACUAUUUUUGUUUGUUUACAAGUUCAUUAAAAACUAAAAAAAAAUCCAGUUUCU
Nanorana parkeri is the source of this 2593-nucleotide messenger RNA. RefSeq names its product casein kinase 1 alpha 1 (gene CSNK1A1). NCBI's taxonomy places the organism in Eukaryota, Metazoa, Chordata, Amphibia, Anura, Dicroglossidae. The record is from RefSeq and is a predicted model, not a curated record. Gene Ontology annotation, biological process: peptidyl-serine phosphorylation; signal transduction; negative regulation of canonical Wnt signaling pathway. The transcript is spliced from 11 exons. Gene Ontology annotation, cellular component: nucleus; cytoplasm. Bases 392 to 1489 code for a protein of 365 amino acids. Gene Ontology annotation, molecular function: protein serine/threonine kinase activity; ATP binding.